ACACAGUUGUGUCAAGUUGGCUUUGGGUGGUGGAACAUUCUUCAUACACACGGAAAUGUGUGUGACUGUUCUUGACACAAACCGUGCGCCUGGCACCUACUACCAUACCCCGUAGACGGGCAUAUAGUCCGUAUGGAUAGUCUGUGGGAGAGCUGUAGUUGUUAGCCAAUUAACAGUCUUAUGGCCAGGGGAUAGAAGCUGUUUAGGAGUCUGUUGGUCUGAGCCUUGAUGCACCGGUCCCGCCUGCCGGAUGGGAGUGUAGCCGGUUUGGCUACUUUUCUGCGUUGCAGUCUGCUGUAUUUGUAACGAACAGGUCUAGUCUGGACAGUAGUUGUCUUUUAUCUGGAUUGGAUGGAAUACAUGCAAUGCACUUGAUGGUGAGCUUCUCAAUACUGCACACCUAACGUGAGGAAAAGUAAUGCAAGCAAGUACCUGCACGAGGGAAGUUACAUUACAGACAGCCUGCUAGCAUGUGAGUUAACUAGCUAGCCUAAAAUUGCACCACUUCGUAAACUCUUUCAGCAGAAUAUUUCAUCAGACACGGUUGGCUAGCAGCACAACACUAUUGGAAUACAUUAUAUCACAAUUAUAUGACGAUUUACCACUUCUAAACAUUUAUAACAUAUGCAUUUACACAUACCUCUCCUCAGUCGAACCAAAACAUACUGAGAGAGAACUCCUGCGUCUGACUUGAAGGUACUGCAGGCCAGAGCAAUAUACCACAGAGCAAUCGAUGCACUCACAAUCCAUGGAUAUGAAAGGAUUUUGGUGAAAUACACAAGGCAAUAAUAACACUCGUUACAGGAGCAUGUGGAGAACGGUCCAUGUCUCAGUGGCUCAAGUCUAUUUUUUUUUGUAGAUUUGUGACGCUUGAUUGUGUAUGUUGCACCAGACAAUACAUUUCUGCAAGUUAAAAUUGAUGGAUUUGGUUACAUCUUGACAAUGGAAUAGAAAUUAUAGCAGGUUGAGGUUUAUUGGGAUGAAUCUUGCCCUGGAAGCAGAGCUGAGUGGUUUGAGAGGAGUGGAAGAGAGGGCCAGGGUGGCUUCUUCCCGCCCCUAUAGUACAGGAACCUCCUCUGUUGAUUAGUAGGUCUUCCAUUCACACAUACACACACACACACACACACACAUACACAUACACAGAUACAGCAGGGGCCUAGCAGACAAAGUCAGGAUGUGAUAUCACUCACAGGAAGAGAAGCCAAACAUUUUUUUUCAGCUUUUUUUUUGUCUGCGCUGCUGUGUAACUGGCUGCUGAGUGAAGUUGGAGCCUCAAGGUCUGUUGGUGGCUGGGAAGGAGAGAGUCUCCAUAGGAUCCGGAGAGGGACAGAUCUGCCUGGAUCGUUGUCCAGAGGGAAUUAAAGUAAAGGGGGCUGACCACAGAACUCUCCUUGGCCUUCCAAAGACUCCCCACAUCAUUCCAAGCCAUCCACACGGACCCCGGCCAGAGAAAUGUCCCUGCAUUCCCAACCGUCCCCAAUGUAGAGGUCACUGCCCUCAGAACUCCUCAGAGAACACCUUAACCUGAACAAACUUAUGUUCGUGAAACCUGUCCAAUUACCUCUCAGGAACCCCCCGCACCCAACACACACACACUGUCCAUUAGUCCACCAUUAAGACAAUGGCGCUCUGUCUCGGACAAGUCUUCAGCAAAGACAAAACGUUCAGGCCUCGGAAGCGCUUCGAGCCUGGGACCCAGCGCUUUGAACUAUACAAGAAGGCCCAGGCCUCUCUGAAGUCCGGCCUGGACCUGAGGAAAGUGGUCCAGCUUCCUGAAGGAGAGAACAUCAAUGACUGGAUUGCUGUGCAUGUGGUGGACUUCUUCAACCGCAUCAACCUAAUCUACGGCACGGUCAGCGAGUUCUGCACUGAGCGCACCUGCCCCAUCAUGUCCGGGGGCCUGCGCUACGAGUACCGGUGGCAGGACGGAGACGACUACAAGAAGCCCACCAAGCUACCUGCCUUGAAAUACAUGAACCUACUGAUGGACUGGAUUGAGACCAACAUCAACAAUGAGGACAUCUUCCCCACAAGAAUAGGUGUUCCUUUCCCUAAGAACUUCCAGCAGGUGUGUAAGAAGAUUCUGAGCCGUCUUUUCCGGGUCUUUGUGCAUGUCUACAUCCACCACUUUGACAGCAUCUGUAGCAUGGGCGCCGAGGCUCACAUCAAUACCUGUUACAAACACUACUACUACUUCAUCUCUGAGUUCAGCCUCAUCGAACACUCAGAACUGGAACCCCUGGUGAGAGAGGAGGUGUGGUGAGGGCAAUGACAGAGAAGAUCUGUAACUAAACCACUUGGAGUUUACAUCAUUUCAGCAUUCCCUGUUGCCUUCAAGAGACCCA
Molecule: messenger RNA, 2345 nt
Organism: Oncorhynchus masou masou (cherry salmon)
Lineage: Eukaryota; Metazoa; Chordata; Actinopteri; Salmoniformes; Salmonidae
Gene: mob3c
Product: MOB kinase activator 3C
Exons: 4
Coding region: 1622-2263 (213 amino acids)
Cellular component (GO): cytoplasm
Source: RefSeq, a predicted model, not a curated record